Pongo pygmaeus (Bornean orangutan) is the source of this 11175-nucleotide messenger RNA. It is a transcript of the gene LRCH1, whose product is annotated as leucine rich repeats and calponin homology domain containing 1. Gene Ontology annotation, molecular function: protein binding. NCBI's taxonomy places the organism in Eukaryota, Metazoa, Chordata, Mammalia, Primates, Hominidae. Gene Ontology annotation, cellular component: cytoplasm. Bases 35 to 2488 code for a protein of 817 amino acids. The record is from RefSeq and is a predicted model, not a curated record. The transcript has 19 exons.
GCCGGGAGGAGGGCGCAGGGGCGGGAGGAGACACAUGCGCGCUGCCGCCGCUGCCGCUGCCGCCGCCGCCGCCGCAGUCCUUAGCUUCCCGGGGACAGGAAACCUUCAAGACCGAGCUGCCACGGCCGCCUCCCCGCCCGCCCCCCAUUCUACGCGCCUGCCCACACCCUCCUCCCCUCCUUCCAGCGCCUUUCGGUGGAGCACUGCGGCACUCAGCCCGAGCUGCCGUUUUCCCCUCGCGGGGAACGCUGUGACCCCCCCCGCAGGAGCGGCGGGGCGGGGUGGGGGGGCCCGGGAGAAGAUGGCGACGCCGGGAAGCGAACCCCAACCUUUCGUCCAGGCCCUUUCGGUAGCUACUCUGCACCCACUUCAUCAUCCCCACCACCACCACCACCACCAUCAGCACCACGGAGGAACCGGUGCCCCUGGCGGGGCGGGUGGUGGCGGCGGCGGCAGCGGGAGCUUCAACCUGCCCUUGAACCGGGGUCUGGAGCGCGCGCUCGAGGAGGCGGCCAACUCCGGGGGGCUGAACCUGAGCGCCAGGAAAUUGAAGGAAUUUCCCCGUACCGCAGCCCCCGGGCACGACCUCUCGGACACGGUGCAGGCAGAUUUAUCUAAAAACAGACUGGUUGAAGUUCCAAUAGAAUUGUGCCAUUUUGUAUCACUGGAAAUUCUUAAUCUGUAUCACAACUGUAUCAGAGUCAUUCCUGAGGCCAUCGUUAAUCUGCAGAUGCUGACUUACCUGAACUUGAGUCGAAAUCAGCUGUCCGCCCUGCCUGCCUGCCUGUGUGGUCUGCCUCUCAAAGUCUUAAUCGCAAGUAACAACAAACUUGGAUCAUUACCAGAAGAGAUAGGUCAGCUCAAACAGUUAAUGGAGUUGGAUGUCAGCUGCAACGAGAUCACAGCGUUGCCCCAGCAGAUAGGUCAGUUGAAAUCUCUACGAGAACUAAAUGUCAGAAGAAAUUACCUUAAAGUUUUACCACAAGAACUAGUAGAUCUUCCCUUGGUAAAGUUUGACUUUUCCUGCAACAAAGUGCUCGUGAUUCCAAUUUGUUUUAGAGAGAUGAAGCAGCUGCAAGUGUUACUACUUGAGAAUAACCCUCUGCAGUCUCCUCCAGCACAGAUUUGUACAAAGGGCAAAGUUCACAUAUUUAAGUAUCUGAGCAUACAAGCAUGCCAGAUUAAGACAGCUGACUCCCUUUAUCUCCACACCAUGGAGAGGCCACAUUUACACCAGCACGUGGAAGAUGGCAAGAAGGAUUCUGAUUCGGGAGUUGGAAGUGAUAAUGGAGAUAAGCGAUUAUCUGCCACCGAGCCUUCUGACGAAGACACUGUUAGCCUCAAUGUGCCAAUGUCAAACAUCAUGGAAGAAGAACAGAUCAUCAAGGAGGACUCGUGCCAUCGCCUUAGCCCCGUCAAAGGGGAAUUUCAUCAGGAAUUUCAACCGGAGCCUUCCCUUUUGGGUGACAGCACCAACUCAGGAGAAGAAAGAGACCAGUUUACUGACAGAGCAGAUGGUCUCCAUUCAGAAUUUAUGAACUAUAAGGCAAGAGCAGAAGACUGUGAAGAGCUGUUACGGAUAGAAGAGGAUGUGCACUGGCAAACUGAGGGCAUAAUAAGUUCAUCCAAAGAUCAGGACAUGGAUAUAGCAAUGAUCGAGCAGCUGAGAGAAGCAGUAGAUUUGCUGCAAGAUCCCAAUGGAUUAAGCACAGAUAUUACAGAGAGAAGUGUUUUAAACCUAUAUCCUAUGGGAUCAGCAGAAGCCUUAGAAUUACAAGAUUCUGCACUGAAUGGUCAAAUACAGCUGGAGACAUCUCCGGUGUGUGAGGUGCAAAGUGAUCUAACAUUACAGAGUAACGGGAGCCAGUAUUCUCCAAAUGAGAUUAGAGAGAACUCCCCUGCAGUCUCUCCUACCACAAACAGCACAGCUCCAUUUGGCCUGAAGCCUCGAUCAGUGUUUCUAAGACCUCAGAGAAAUUUGGAAUCUAUAGACCCGCAGUUUACAAUCCGGAGGAAAAUGGAGCAGAUGAGAGAAGAGAAAGAGCUGGUGGAACAACUUCGUGAGAGCAUUGAGAUGAGAUUGAAGGUCAGUCUACACGAAGACCUGGGGGCAGCCCUCAUGGAUGGUGUCGUCCUCUGCCAUCUGGUCAACCACAUCCGCCCACGGUCGGUUGCAAGCAUCCAUGUCCCAUCACCAGCGGUUCCCAAACUUAGCAUGGCCAAAUGCAGAAGAAAUGUGGAAAACUUUUUGGAAGCAUGCCGAAAAUUAGGAGUACCAGAGGCUGACCUCUGCUCUCCGUGUGACAUCCUGCAGUUGGAUUUUCGUCACAUUCGAAAGACUGUUGACACUCUGCUGGCACUCGGGGAGAAAGCCCCACCACCAACUUCUGCCCUCCGCUCCAGGGACCUUAUAGGCUUCUGUCUUGUCCAUAUUCUCUUUAUAGUGCUGGUCUAUAUCACUUACCACUGGAAUGCUCUGUCCGCAUAACGUCUGCACGUGCAUCCAAACGCUGUGCUCUGUCACCCUCAACCUUUGCAGGGUCCUUCCUCCCUUUGAGCCUUUGCCUUGCAAACUUCCAUCCCUGUCAUGUCUUCAGUAAUCUCUCGAGUUUUGAAGCUGAAUGUUACCAAAUCAGAUUUUCCAGAAGCACAAACUUUGUAGAAUACAGUUUAGUAUAAUUCCUCUCACUUACUGAAAAACGACGAUGACUGCAAAGUGUAUUCACACCGCAUGCUUCCUCAUCUACAUAGUGCCAGCAGCAGUGCCAUGCAGUUCCUCCUCUCCCUCCCGGUGAGCUGCUGCCCUGGGCAGAGGGGAGGAGGAUUCCAGGACAAGAGUGUCGAGGACAGGGAUUUAACAUAUGGAAGUCUUUCCUUUGGGUCAGUAUUGAACUAGAAUUCUGAUUCAGGACUGGGCAAUUGAGCUGUAUAGGGGCCACCUUGCAGGGGGGACAGAAAACUAACAUUUUGGCCCAACUUGAUCUAUACAAAGCUUUAAUAAUACCACUAUUGACCAAGUUGGAAAUACUAUCUGGACGUGUACACGUACACACACUGCCUUGAUGGCCAUUCGAUUGGAUUCCUCCCAAAUUUCCUAAAGAGGGAGCCGCGGAGGGCACUGGGCAGUGUGGCCGCCAGCUUCCACCCUGGCAAGCCCCUCUGUCCUAUGCAGAAGGGCGCUCCAGGGAAGGAAGUGUCAUUGCUGUUAGAGCCUCACGUGGAGGAGUCACCUAAACACCAGUUUUUUACUGGUUAAUUCCUUGUUAGGUCUUCUCUUGAGGCUCUUAGAAAAGCGUUUUCCAGAGAGAUUUCUAUUUUUGAACAAUGGAACGGAUCAUUGCUUUUUUGCCACAUCACAUAGUAACUGCCGGUCCAGAAUGUGACGGAUUCGACUCUAUUCAUUUUCAAAUAAAGCCAUGAGCCAUGGAACAUUCUUGGUCCUGGUGCUUGGGUUAUGAUGGCAGGAGUCAAGAAGAAGAUUACUCUCAUUUUAGAAGAAUGUAGUUUCUCUAAUUAUUUGAAAUGUUCAUUUAGCCUUUGAUUUUCACUGAUAUUAACUAGCAAACUGCUUUAUUUUUAAGUCAGCUCAAAGGAUUAUAUAGUAACUAUAUCUGCAUUUGGAGCAAUGUGAUCAGUUUGCAUUUAAAAGGAAAAAAAAGAAUUUUAUCUUAGCCAGAAUGUCCCUGGAUUCAGGGGUGUCUUUGUAUAAUAUGAGAGGACCUUGUUCCAAGGUCAAGGCAGCCUCCUUAUUUUACAUGCUGUUUGCCAAAUCCUGUUUCUUAGCUUGGGGAGAUGAUGGACUUAGCUUCCUCAAGAUAAAUUUCUAGUUUAUUAAGAUGCAAACAGCUCUCAUAGAUGGCUACUAAGAAGAAAAUCUUAUUUUUCUGAACAUUUUCAUGAAUCCAGGGGACUUGAAAAUAUGGAAGACCCACAUAGUUAGAAGAAUAUAUUUAUAAAGAUUCCUUGCUACUAAGUCAGAUCAGAUUUGCUAACAGGAAGCAUUCUUUACAUGACAGUAUCUUGAGUUAUGUGAGUUUUUUUUCCUCCUGACUUUGUGUUGAUUGGUGAAAUGCAGGGUAUGUGGAAGUUAUCUAAUUAACCUCAGUUGUAUAUGAAUAACACACAGAUGUACUGAAUUACUUUUGGUGCUAUCUUGUACUCUUCAAUCUGUAACACAAUAAAAUCCCUUUGUACAAUGUCUAAUGAGCACCCUGAGCCAUAAAUUGCUUAAUAAACACAUUUUGGGUGGUUAUUCCAAGUUUUUAUCAGCCCAUUGAUACAUGUAUUCAUGAGCUCUCAGCAUUCCCAUCCAGCUCUGCAGUGCAUUGAGGCUUCUCUUUAAUGGUCACCACUGUGGUGGUUUUUCCCUUCUUUCUGGGGAGAAAAUGGGAAAAAAAGAGAAAACUUACUGGGUUGCGACCUUAAAAGAAAAUAAUAUCAAUAAAAACUGAGUAGGACACUCAUGUAAGAGUAGAUUUAAUUUUCAGUGUUGAUAUAGUUCAAUUAAAACAUGUUAAAGACAAAUUAAAAGACGUUUAGAUUUUAAUUCUGGCAUCCAAAGUAUUCUUUGGACGCAUUUUGAUUUUUUGUGUCAUUAAUUUGUCUGUACUCUAAUGCGCUGCACUUCUUGGGAUUUAUUGGAUGAUGUUUUUUCAUUAGUAGUAUGGUAACUAGCAGAACACAAUUAAUUUAGUCCUUUAGGCAAAAAUUUGAAUGAACUGUUCUGUCCAUUGCCAAGCCAUUAAUUUCUAAUCAGAAUAUUAAGCUUCUCUGUGGUUUUUCUCCAAGGUACCCAUGCACCAGCCCUUAUGCUAACUGGAUGCCUGUGGAUGCCUGCCCUUGCCUGCCUUUACAGCUUGACUGGGGAUACCUGGCUGACCUCCUUAGAGUCUGAGAAGUAGGGAUGUCACUGAGUGGUUUAUUGUGCUGACCACAUCUCCUUCUCACAAGAAAGACCGUUUUUUUCAGUACUCCCUUCCAAUGUCAGAUAAAAGGAGCCAAGUAUCUAUUUACAUUUUUUUUUUAAAUAGCCAUUUGUAUUCUCUUUCUCCAGUUUCUCCAACUGGUGGCAACUCUCCACUCAGUGUCAGGAUUUCCAAAAUUUGUGACACCUAAUUUCUAAUCAUCUUUCCUAUUUAUGGAUUUCUGGUUUGUUAUUUGUAGGGAGAGACACUUAUGAAAUGGGGCUGGUGGAAAGGGGCCCCGCAGAACUACAAUGUAUGAUAAUUGAGUAUAAAUUUCAUCAAUGAGAGUAGAUAAAUAAAGGCACUUGAUAUCCUGCUGCUAUUUGUUUGUAAGAAAUUAAAACUAGUGCAUAGUGAGCUGGGUUAUCUCUCAAACUCAUGUAGAUGCCUGAUUGAGUCAUAAGGACAAAGGGUGUUUUGCCUUUGCCUGUGGGGAAAAAGUAGGGAUGAUAUUUUAAAAUUUUAAGAAACUGAAAGUUGUUUUGGAUUAGGUGAAAAAUACUUUAAUAUGAUUUUAUUUCAGGAGACUUGAUUUUUAAAAAUUAGGCUUCAUAUUUCAAAAUUAGUUCUCAAUAAACAAUCAAUUUGGUAUAUAGAAUGUGCCCUUUUUUUCUUCUUUAAGAUGGUCAGAGUCUAGUUUCCUGGCUUUUCACUGCGACUUUGUUCAUCUUUGUGUUCAUUCCUUCAUUCCAUAAAUAUUGAAUGAGCAAUCUCUGCAAGGCCCUGGGGAUAAAAAAAAGUCACUGGGACACAUGGCCUGGUCCUCAAAAAGCUUACAGUCUAUAGCAGGAGUCUGCAAGCUUGUUUCAUAAAGGGCCUAAAGGAAACAUUUUAGGCUUCUCGGGCCAUGCAGAUUCUGUUGGGAUUACCCAGUUCUGCUUGUGUACCAUAAAUGCAGCCAUAGAUGAUACAUCGAACAUAGGUGUGGCCGGGUGCCAAUAAAACUUUAUUUACAAAAACUGGCUGUGGGCUGGAUUAGCCUGCAGGCCAUAGUUUGCCACCCUUGAUCUAGUAGGUCCUUAGACAAGUAAAGAGGAAUUCAAGUGAUAAGGACCUGUGGUGGAACGGGUACAGGAUUCUGGAAAAGAGACCUGACCCUGAUGGGGAAUAGGGGACCGUGAACACACCCUGGGAUGGUGGUGUUUCCACUGAGACUUAGUAAACGUGCAGGAAUAGCCAGGUGGAGUGGGGAGGGGAGAGGGACUAGGGUUGAGGCAUAUGUGUGUGUAGAGAAUGAAGUGUUCUAGGGAGAGGAUGGACUAGAAGGUAGCAUGGUUGCAAAGUAAAUAAUCCAGGGAGGAGCAACAAGAAAUCUCUGUAAGAUGUUGAAUGGUCUCCAUUUCACAUUGAAGAAACUGAUGCAGGAACUUAAAGCUCUUGUACAUUAAAAUAAUGCACAGAUAGUUUUAAAGCUCAAACAAUGUAGUGCCAGGACUUUAUAUAUAAGAAGCAGCCUGAACAAAAUGAAAUAUGCUGGUGGGAUGAUGCCAUUUUAGGCUAGUGGCUGGCUUAGAAGUAAGUGUGGGUCUCUUUGGGAGCAUAAGAAACUGUAGAAGGAGGAGAGUCAGGCAGUGACGGCUCAUCCUGUUCCCAGCAGGUGUUUUCUGCCAGGAUAAGAUGAGCUGAGUGGCAGAGCUAACCCUGACACUGAGUUGAGGGUUCGCUGGUCCCACCUGACAUUGAAAUUGAUGGGACUUGCCAUCAAAAAACUCCAGGGGCCAUGGGACCUCUUCCUAUAUCAUGACCGCAGACCUAACAUAUUUAACCAUUAAGUAAGGGAUUUAUGGGAGGAGGCAUAGUAUUGUGGAAAGAGCCCUGGCUCUAAGACACAUGUGGUUCAAACCCUGGUUCCAGGACUUACCAGCUGUUUAAUGUCACAAAGUUACUUGAACUCUCUUUCUAUCUUAGUUUUCUCAUCUGUGAAAUGGAGAUAUUAAUGUUUGUCUUGCAGGGUUAUCAUAAAGAAAUCACCAAUACAAAGCUGUAGUGUUGGUGCCAGGCAUGUAGGAGGUAGCCCAGAAGUUUUUCAAAGCUAGCAUUUAGUUUCUAUGGCUUGCCGUCUUUUCCAACGUCGUUUGCUGUGGCUCAGAAGGGUGGAUGAGGGGAUAUGGGUGAACCUAAUAGAUUCUACCAUUGGAGAAGUAACUUGAAGCAUGAGUUCUUCAAAGGCAGUCAGAAGCAUUAUUUUUGUGCAGGAGACUACUUCAUGACUCUGCUCAGUACUUUAAAAAGAAACACAACAAAAAAAGCCCAUGGGCAAACUAAGAGUCUACUGUCACGUUCUCAACAAAAAUCUCUGGGAUCCUAUAACAGUGCAACUUAAAUUCAUUUCAAGUCAAUAUAAAGGUACAGCUGUCUCUGCUGUAAGUCUGUUAUGAACAAGGGGCCUGCUGGAAGGGCCACUUACCUGCCUGAUCCUUAGAGGGCCCUUCUCUUCUGAGUCAUUCCUCAUCCAGCUGUAAACCUACCACAAUUCCUUCCUAAGUCCAGCUUCUGUGCACACUUCAAGGAUCCCCCGCUCUGUGGGAGAUGCAGUGUCCUGACUGGUGUGAUGGCAAAUGGCCCUGACCCCUUCUUGAGACGCCUCCUGGUUGGAAGCCUCCCGUUGACCAUCCUUCCAACCAGCACCUCAAGGUGUAAUUCCCACCAGACUCUUCAUUCCAAUCCUGUGACAGAAUAACCAGAAUGGCCAUGCUUGUAUAAGGUUUCUGUUUUCCUGUGCAAGGUUUCUUACAUCCCUCCAACCUCAGCAAAGUAAUCUGAGGGCACCUCUGGGCUUCCUCAGGGGGUCUGAAAAGAGGCAGGAAGAAUUUGAGGGGUACCUUUUUAUGUCUUCUGUUUACUCCUCAUCACUAGCCAUACAAGCAGAAGGGAGGAUCUCAGACUUUGCACCUGGCUUGGAAUGUGGAGACCAGGAAGGCGAGAAAUGCUGCUUGAAAAAACAAGGGCCUGGGAAAGAGGGUGCCCUUCACCUAACUCAGUCUGUGAAGUGUCCAAGUGUCCUGUUGGCGGGAGGCUGAGGCCCUGAUACCUUCCCAUCCCUGUUUCUGUGGAGUCCCCAGCCUUUCCGUCACAUGCCCUUCAGCUUAGAACCCUGCAGGCCACUGGAGCCACUGCCCAUCAGGCACUGGGGUCAGUCCCUCAUUGGAGGACACAUGCCACUCUCCUUUCGGGACACAGGAUAGGACACCUUGCUCCAUAUAAGCUGUGUUGUUCGCAGAGAUUAGGCUAUAUGGAAAUACUCAUGCUAGAAUUCAGGCACAUUCUAGACUACACAUAACUAAAUGCUGAGGUUGAAAAGCAAAAUGUCUUGCUGCAUUGUCUUAGGCAAAUCCCUCAUUCAAAAAUUUCUGUUCACAUUCCUUGCCCAGUGUUCUAUUGAUUUGUUAGUGUUUUUCCUACUGAUUUGUUGAGCUUAUGUGUCAUAUAAAAUGCUUUGUAAUUUUUUUUUUUUUUUGAGAUGGGGUAUGACUCUAUUGCCCAGGCUGGAGUGCAGUGGCACAAUCAUAGCUCACUACAGCCUCAAAUUCUUGGGCUCAAAUGAUCCUCCCACCUCAGCCUGCCAAGUAGCUGGGACGACAGGUGCACACCACUGUCCAGCUAAUUUUCUUUAAUUUUUUUGGAGAAAUGGGGGUCUCACUAUGUUGACCAGGUUAGUCUCGAACUCUUGGCCUCAAGUGAUCUUCCAGCCUCAGCCUCCCAAAGUGCUUGGAUUACAGGCAUGAGCCACCACACACAUUGUUCCUUUUGUAAUUUGAUGCAAAUACUUUUUUUUAAAGUGUUACUUAUCUUCUUAUUAAUCGGGUUUGUUUUUUUAACACAUGGAUACUUUAAAUAUUUAGGUAAUCAUUUGUUUUGCUCUUCUUCUUUGUGACUUUUUCAUAAUGCUUUUUUAGCUUAGAAAAUCCUUUCCCAUCCAUUUAUCAGAAAAAAGUACUAAAUAUUCACCUUUAUGUUAUUGGGAGGGGUGUUGUAGAUUUUUUUUUUAAUGUUCAACUCUUUAUUUCAUUUCAAAUUGAUUUUAACAUAUGGUAUGAAGUAAAGACUUGUUUUCCCCAAGUAAUAUCUGGCACCAGGAGCUUAACUAUACUUAACAGCCAUUUACAAUUUCCUGCAAAGCCAGAUGUCGACUUGGGUGCUGUCAGAGCCAAUAGAAUGAGGAAGACAUCUUUGCCCUUGUGGAACCUGCCUUAACAAUGAAAUGCCAGAUUCAAGUGAUUUCACAAGCCUGUGGCAGAUGGUGCCAGGGGAGGCUGGACACUGUCAUCAGGCCACAGAUAUCCCUCACCAUGCCACAAAAGGAGGCACCGUUGUUAACAGCCUGGCUCACAGCUCACAACUCAGACAGAACUCCCCCAUCCUUUCUCAGGUUGAUACUUGGCUAAUAAAUUGUCAGGCAGCAUGAACUUGCAUGUUCACCUGAUACGCCAUUAACAAGAUAAUCCUAGUUUGAUACACAGCAGUGACAUGAAAUCACGGUUAAAAUUGUUCUUUAAAGAAUCAACUGUCUUCUGUUGACAUGGGGCCAUCUCUUAAGGCCUAGGUUAAAGUCUGAGGUUCUCUGAAUUUGCCACAAGGUAGGGAAGGGUGAGAAGUAGAUACAGUAAGAUGGUGAGAGAGUAAGACCCACUGACAUUUGAGACAGUGGAACAAGUUAUUGGAGAUGUCAUGGCAUGUCCUUUAAAAAUCUUUUAAGCACAGAGCGCCUGUGUCUCUGGAAAUUUUUGGAGAGUUCUGCAUUGAGGCAGCAAGAAGAUCUGGUUCCUCAAGCAAGUGUCACGUGAAAGGAAGCCCUUCCUUGCAGAGCACACCAAUUGGCUUCCUGCUGAACAGCGACUCCAUCACCUAGGGCUGGAUGCAGAUCCCACUUAAACUCUCCUUCAAAACAGCGCUACUCAGCCUUAAAAAGAAGGAAAUCCUGUCAUUUGCAACAACAUGGAUGAACCUAGAGGACAUUAUGCUAAGUAAAAUAAGCCAGGCACUGAAGGACAAAUACUGCAUGACCUCACUAAUACGUGGAAUCUAAAAAAGUUGAAUUCACAAAAGCAGAGAGUAGAAUGGUGGUUACCAGGGGUUGGGUGGGGAGGUGGGGAUAGGAAGAUACUGGUCAAAGGAUACAAAAUGGUGACUAUAGUUCAUCAUAAUGUAUUUUAUACUUGAAAAUUGAUAAAAGACUCUAUUUUAAAUGUUCUUACCAAAAAAUAAGUAUCUGAGAUAAUGGAUAUGAUAAUUAGCUUGACUUAGCCAUUCCACAAUGUAUACUUUUAUCAAAAUAUCAUGUUGGACACCAUAAAUAAAUACAAUUUUUUUUUACCUGUCAAAAGAAAAAGUAAACAUUGGGCUGUGGAAAACACACUGUCAUUAAGUAGAUAAGAGAAUAUUUGCUGUGGUGUCUUUUCCCAGCCAAGGAGACACACCCUGGAAGAAGGUUCCCUUGAAUGAUAUCAGACCAGGGUGAAAUAACAAAGGUGGAAAAUUAUUUCAUUGUGUUAUUCUGUAAACUGGUUUGUGGAGCAUGAAAGGUUCUACACACAAGAAGUGACUCACGCUUAUUGUUUUUCUUAAAUAGUAUGUCCUGGACAUUUCCCAAGAGCAAAAAUGCAACAUGAGAGAGUAGCAGGACAUUUGUGUCUUUGACAGUUUUAUGAAAGAGUCUUGAAAGGGAGGCUGUUGAGGGCUGUAGUUAUAAUUACCAAUUUAUAAAGACUGUUCAUAAACCACGAAGAAAGGCUGCCAGUCCACCCACUUGCCUGCAUUCCAGAGGUCACAGGAAGUAAAAUGAACUAAAUGAAGUUCUAUGGUCAGUAUAACAAUGUGUGGUCGGUACAAAUGAAUAUUUGAGUGCCUUUAAAAUGUGUCGGGGCUAUUUGCAGUUUUGCUUUAUAAGAAUAGAAGCUAUUAUAUUCUUGGUGAGUGCUCUCUGAUUGACUCUGUAGCUCAGUUAUUUAGUGUAAAACUUUCUUAAAUAUUUAGAUCUGCAGACUUCGUGGUGAUUAGGAGCCUUUUUGAAACAAUCUGCAUGUGUGAAAAAUCAUUAUUUUCUCUGCAAACAUAGAAAAGGUCUUUGCAGUAAGUUGAAAGCAAAGGAAGGAGCUUGGUGUAGGUGAUCAAACAGGCAUACUAGAGUGUUCAACCUAACUUUGAUGUCAUCAAUGAUGUAGCAGGAUUUUACAAUGAGAGUACGAUCAUCUAAAAAUUGAUAUUUUAUUCU